Molecule: messenger RNA, 4238 nt
Organism: Cololabis saira (Pacific saury)
Lineage: Eukaryota; Metazoa; Chordata; Actinopteri; Beloniformes; Belonidae
Product: gamma-aminobutyric acid receptor subunit beta-3-like
Exons: 11
Coding region: 487-2130 (547 amino acids)
Biological process (GO): nervous system process; monoatomic ion transmembrane transport; regulation of membrane potential
Cellular component (GO): GABA-A receptor complex; membrane; neuron projection
Molecular function (GO): extracellular ligand-gated monoatomic ion channel activity; GABA-A receptor activity; neurotransmitter receptor activity
Source: RefSeq, a predicted model, not a curated record
UGAGGCAUGACUCCCAACUGUUGACGCUCUGAGCCACGGAGAGGGAGGACGCUCGCUGCCGCUGACCACUGGGGGGAUGGAGGGGGGCUAGCCGGCUGGACAUUGCCUGUAUUUUUUCUUUUUCAUGUCGCUUUUGGUUUAUUUUCUCCUUCCUGUCUGGCUUGGCAGCUGUUGCUGGAAUAGUGACCAGAUGCUCUUGAUGGGACUGGCUGGCAUGAGAGGGAAAAAGGAGGUGGUUGUUAAAGUGACAGCAGGGUGAAAGAGAGGGGAAUUAAUCUUUUUUCUUUUAUUUGCACCGCUCAUCAGCAUCUCGGCCACUGCGAUGCCUCAGACUGGACACCCCCACCUGCACCACCUGGGCCCUCUGACGCCCACAUGACUGCAGGCCUCCUGCUCGAACCCCCAUAGAGUUGACUUUUGCUGCUCUGGGAAACAUUUGGGACUCCGCCAGGUGCUUUUGACCUGGGACACCUUUAUCCUUGAUGCAUGGAUCCCUACAGGACCAGGGGGAAACGGACGAGGAGGGAGAUGCUCCUCUGGUGGAUCUUACUACUUUUCUCACAGGGAUAUAUAUUUCACAGCGUUCAAGGGGAACUUCCUUUCAUGCCGGGGAACAAUGCGGCUAUGAUGGUCAACUGGAAUGCUGUUGAUGGAAAUAAGAAGUUGAUCGCCAUCUAUGACACCAGCGUCAAUGAGCCGGGCAACAUGUCUUUCGUGAAGGAGACAGUGGAUAAACUCCUGAAGGGAUACGACAUCCGACUGAGACCGGACUUUGGAGGGGCCCCUGUUGCAGUCGGCAUGAGCAUAGACGUGGCCAGCAUAGACAUGGUGUCAGAAGUCAACAUGGACUACACAUUGACCAUGUAUUUCCAGCAGUACUGGAGGGACAAGCGCCUGGCCUACCUAGGAAUCCCCCUCAACCUGACCCUGGACAACAGGGUUGCCGACCAGCUCUGGGUCCCCGACACCUACUUCCUCAACGACAAGAAGUCUUUCGUCCACGGAGUGACCGUCAAAAACCGCAUGAUCCGCCUGCAUCCGGACGGAACCGUCCUCUACGGACUCAGGAUAACAACAACAGCGGCGUGUAUGAUGGAUCUCAGGAGGUAUCCCCUGGACGAGCAGAACUGCACUCUGGAGAUAGAGAGCUAUGGCUACACCACAGAUGACAUCGAGUUCUACUGGAAAGGAGGCGACUCAGCUGUAACGGGGGUGACGCGCAUCGAGCUGCCGCAGUUCUCCAUCGUCGACUACAAACUGGUGUCUAGAAACGUUGUCUUUUCGACAGGUGCCUACCCUCGACUCUCUCUGAGCUUCAAGUUGAAGAGGAACAUCGGCUACUUCAUCUUGCAGACUUACAUGCCAUCAAUCCUGAUUACCAUCCUCUCCUGGGUCUCCUUCUGGAUAAACUAUGACGCAUCGGCCGCCAGAGUGGCUCUGGGGAUCACCACGGUGCUGACCAUGACCACCAUCAACACGCAUUUGAGGGAGACACUACCCAAGAUCCCCUACGUCAAGGCCAUCGACAUGUACCUGAUGGGCUGCUUUGUCAUGGUCUUCCUUGCCCUACUUGAGUAUGCCUUCGUAAACUACAUCUUCUUUGGGAGAGGCCCCCAGAUGCAAAAGAAGCUCGCGGAGAAGGCAGAGAAAGCCAACAAUGAGAAGGCAGCCAAAUAUGACGCAGCAAGGGAGGCAGGUAGUAGGACCGCAUCCCUAAAACGGUCCAAUCAGGUUAAAGGGCUUCGCCACUCACGCUCGGCGGAGGCUCCUGGCCACGGGAACAUCCUGCUGACCACCCUGGAGAUCCACAACGAGGUUGGGGGGGGUGAGAUCACCACCAGCGUGGCAGACAUUAGGAACUCUCAGUCCAUGGUGCAGCUGGACAGCACGGCCUCGUCGCACAUCCAGUACCGCAAGCAGAGCGGCGGCGUCGGGCCCCGCUCCGCCAGCCGCCACUCGCUGGACCGGGCCGCCCAGAUCAAGCGCAGCCGCCUGCGGAGGCGAUCGUCGCAGCUAAAGAUCAAAAUCCCCGACCUGACGGAUGUGAACGCCAUCGACCGCUGGUCACGCAUCAUCUUCCCCUCAGUUUUCUCGCUCUUCAACCUCAUCUACUGGCUUUACUACGUCUGAUCGGACGAGGAGGUUGUUUUUUUUUUCUUCGUUCGUCCGUCGGUGGUUGUUUGACUUUUGUUGUCAUUUCAUUUGUUUGUUCUCCUUUUUUUCUGUUGCUUUUAUACACGAUGAAAGCGGUCGCGUCAAAGACUCCAACGGCGCGAGACGAGAGAAAAAAAACAGACUUUGAAAAGCCUACCAAGGUUGGGACCAAGUUCUCAUCUGAUUUGUUUUUAUAUUCGCAGUCUUUGAACCCUCAGUGCUGAGGUCUUUUUACUUUUGAAAGUAUGUACUGUAAAUGGGACAUGUGAAGGUAAUUUCCCUAAAUUUGCCCUCUCAGUAAUGUGUAAAUAGAUACAAAGCCAGCAGGUGAACAAAUACCGGUACUAUGUGCAAAAAUGAAAAAAAAAAAUACCACAAAAGUAGUUGAAGUGAAGGUUUUUUCCUCCUUUUUUCAAUAGUAAGAACACUUUAUACUACAGAUGUGUGCAGGAAGUAUCUAAAAACCCAAGAAGGUAAACAUCCUAUGCACUAAAAAUGAUCAGUCGUACAGGAUCUACUUUUCCUCGGACAUGGCACAACUUUUUAGAAACAGACAUGUUAAUAAUAGUAUUCUUGCUACUUCACCCAAACCUGAUUCUUUAAAGCUGAGGAUCUUCCUCUUUGUUCAGGAUGAUUAUGACUCAGGUUCUGAAAUGUUUUUUCUGGCAUCGUUUUCUUCAGGACGGAAAGGAGAGAAAUUAAAAUAAGCACAAUGUAUAAGACACACAAAAAAAACUGCCAUCUUCCCCCCCCAACAGUUUUUCACUUGAUUAUAAAACUUCCUCUAAAAACUGUCUUAUUUUUCAUUUCAAAUAACUGCCAAGGGCCUUUUGGGCAACAAUGUUAUUACUUCACCCAUGAAAUGUUCUGAUAUUUUUGUACUCCGUGUGUUCAUUUCCUAAUUUGUUCUUUUUUUCUUGCUUUUUUUUGUCUUUCAUCUCAGCACCGAUUCUUUUAUGGUGAUAGCAUGAAGGAACAAAUCUAAUUCUUUUGUACAUAAUUGUAUAAUUAUAUACAUAUACAUGUAUAUAUAUAUACAUAUAUAUACUGUGUGCACAACCCAAAAAUGAUCUUUUUGUGAUUGUCAUGCUGGUUAAUUGUCAGAUAAUUUAGUGAAAAAUAACAAUGCUCAAUUUAGCUAUCAGGUCCGAAACGCUUGUGAGAAUCUGAAUACAUUCCGACUAAAACAGAUGAAGAUGUGGAAGUUCCACUCCAGUCUCUGUACCGCUGAGCUCUGCGCUCCAACAGCCUCUGUACGCCCGGCCAUACAGCAGCAAAGUGAUGCAAAUGGAUUUCACGGAGUCCGAAGAUGGACCCCGAUAACCAGUCUGUGGAGUAAUUAUAAGCACAUACUAGCAUUGAAUGUAUCAGAUCCAUUCUUCAGGGAGAGGAUAAUGAGCCAUGGUCGUCAUUUCUCCAUUAGAAUGUAACACACCCACUCAUACGUUGCAAAUGAUGAGAAGAAAUGGAUGGAUUGAGAGGGAAGUGAUGGUGCUUUAACCAAUGUGUGCAUGUGCAUGUGUCAUUAGAAAUGGAUACAGAGAUUUCGAGAUUGGAAAGCAUCAGUUUACAGUUUAUUUUCUCAACUGCUUGCUCGACUAUGAACAAACGUACGGUUGUUAUGUGGAUAAAAAUAGGUCUCCUAUCCAACUCUUUUAGCAAUCUGUGCAAUUCCACCUGACGGCGCAGAGCAGACAGCUCGGGCACCUUUAUUCAAAGCAUCGACACACCAAAUAAAACUAUUUGUGCAUGCACGAGAAUACACGAAGAGGAAAAAUAAAAUGCUACUCAGCAUCAGUGGGAAGGGAUUGAUGAACAAUUGUAAGGCGCAGAGUGAUAUAUAGUAACAAACUGAAUGUAUUGUAGUGGAAAUGUUGCAGCACAAAUGCAGUUUGCUUUCAGGGAACAGAAACAAACUAGACACUGAUUAAAACGGGACUCCUUUUGAUAUCAGACCCGAUACUGCCCCCGUUGCUCGUAGUUCUGGUUCUAAGCUCGGCUAAACGGGGAAGGGAUGGAAAACCUAUGCAAAAAUUGAUACGUGGAUCACCAAAAUCCACUUUUGUGACCACUACAAAGGCCCC